Molecule: messenger RNA, 2715 nt
Organism: Pseudomyrmex gracilis
Lineage: Eukaryota; Metazoa; Arthropoda; Insecta; Hymenoptera; Formicidae
Gene: Elp2
Product: elongator complex protein 2
Exons: 2
Coding region: 234-2624 (796 amino acids)
Biological process (GO): tRNA wobble uridine modification
Cellular component (GO): elongator holoenzyme complex
Molecular function (GO): protein binding
Source: RefSeq, a predicted model, not a curated record
GUCGGGAGUACGUUCCAAAAUCUUACCUCGGUAACCGAAAACUAUAGUACACGUGACGCAAAAUAUAGCGUUUUAGUAACCAAGGUGAGAUUUUGGAACGUAUCCCAGAAUGGCAACUUUGAAACUUGUUCAAAACCAAAAUGGCCGCCUCUGUUGCAGUAUUUUGAACAUUCGUGGAGAUCGGGGUUUGUCUCGUUUUUCAAGUGUUUUGUGAGACAAAACGAGAAGAGAUAAUGGCAAGUUAUAUUUCUUGUUCGUGCAAUCGCGUUCCGCAUUGCGUCGACUGGGGCAACAACAAUCUCGUUUGCUUCGGCACGUGCAACGCGAUUGCCAUAUACAAUCUGAAAUAUUGGCCGCACAUUGGCCGCGUCACGCACAUGUUGCACCGACAUCGGGAUCGCGUCAACUCGGUCCAAUGGAUCAAAUCGAGAAGCGGCGCCCCGGAAUUGGAAUUACUGUCCGGUUCUGUGGACGGAACCGUGAUCAUUUGGGAAGAAUUAAGCAACGUAUCAAUCGAGCACCGGUACCAAAUGACGUCGGAGUUAGAAAUAGGGAACGUCGUCACUUUCAUCGACUCUCUUCAAAUUGAUUCCAAUGACGUUUCUUCCAAUAAAGUUUCCUCCGGUAACGUUUCUGGGCCGGAAUUGUUGAUAUGCGCGGGCUCGGUUAAAGGCGAGGUAGGACUGUGGCAAAGAAAUAAAACCGGAAAGAUCGAAAGCGUUCAGAGCAUUAGUUUUGGAAAAAAAUUGGGGAUACACUGUCGUCUGACAUACCUGCCGAACAACAAAGAUUCUCUUCUCUUGGCUGUAGCAUUGGAGGAUGCUUCUGUUGUCUUGCACGUUAAAGACUCCACCGCGUUGGAGUCAACGUUUGUGAAAGUCUUGAGUUUAUCCCGACACACGGACUGGGUAAUAUGUAUGGAUUUUUGUCACAACAAUGACGGAGAGUGUUUCCUCGCGACAGGCUCGCAGGAUAGCACGAUACGAUUAUGGAAGAUCAGUGAAACCGUAGCGGAAUCUUCAAGCGACGAACUUCGACCAGAGCAAGAUAUGUUCAUAGUAAACAACAAAGAAUACAAUGUCAGUCUGGAAUCUGUUCUGAACAGUCACGAGCACUGGAUUUACGGACUACACUGGCAGCUUACAAAAGCAACAAACAAUAACAAUUGUCAGAAAAUGAGAUUAUUGUCCGCUUCAUUUGACAAGUCUAUGAUCAUAUGGGAGCUGAAUGAUACUACCGGGAUUUGGACCGAGACAGCACGUGUCGGGGAAGUUGGAGGUAAUUCCUUGGGUUUUUACGGAUGCAAGUUCAGUCCAGAUGGAUUACACAUGUUGGCAUAUGGUUAUCGAGGCUCUUUUCACAUCUGGAAAUAUUCGGAAGAAACGUCAACUUGGAUUCCACAUUCUGCACCAGGCGGUCACUUUUCUGAAGUGGUCGACUUGUGUUGGGAUCCGAAAGGAAGAUUUCUCCUAACAGCCAGUAAAGAUCAAACCACAAGGAUUCAUGCACCGUUGAAAAAUGAUAUACGUUGUGAGUUAUGGCACGAGAUUGCACGUCCUCAGAUACAUGGAUACGAUAUGUCGUGCUUAGUCAUGUUAGCACCGUACAUGUACGUUUCCGGAGCGGAAGAGAAAGUGGUGCGCGUUUUCAAGGCCACAUUAGCAUUCAAAAAUCGUUUAGGAUUAUUGACAGAUGUCGAGGAUUUCAAGGACAAUUGUGUAGCAGCUCACGGUGCCACUGUACCUUCUCUAGGAUUAACUAAUAAAGCAACGUUCGACGAAACAUUCGAUCAGUGCGAAAAUAAGGAUGAGUCACCUACGACUCAUGGCAUGUAUCAACCACCCACCGAAGAAGAACUGAUGCAAGAUGCAACGCUCUGGCCGGAGUUGCAGAAGCUUUACGGACACGGUUACGAAAUAUUCUGCAUGGCGGUAAAACAUGACGGAAAGUUACUGGCCACAGCGUGCAAAUCAACCAGUCAGGAACAUGCGGCGAUUAUACUAUGGAGCACAGACACGUGGUCCCAAGUUGACAAGUUGAUUGCUCAUCACUUGACUGUGACGCAAAUGGAGUUUUCUCCGAAUGACAAAUAUUUACUGGCCGUUUCUCGGGACAGAACAUGGUCGCUAUUCAAAAAUGAGGGCGAAAGUUAUUCGUUAGUUACGAUAAACUGUACUCUGCACGCGCGUAUAAUCUGGUGCUGCGGUUGGACGCAGGAUUCCAAAUAUUUUGCGACCGGAUCCAGAGAUGCGAAACUCGCCAUGUGGUCUGCAGAAAAAGCGGAAGAUAAAACCGAUGCUAUUAAACCAGAAAUAAUUCUGGAUACGUUCCAUUCGGUUACAGCGCUGUGCUUUGCCCCAAAUCUCAGCGCAAAAUUUUACAUUCUAGCUAUCGGAUACGAAGUAGGUCAUAUAGAAAUCCACCUAAUCGAAAAGGAAGAUGAUAAUUGGAAGACACUGAUUAUACCAGAAAUCAAGGCUCAUCAUUUGGCUGUGAAGAGACUUAAAUUUCGACCUACUCAUUAUACGUCAUACUACGACAAAUUGGAACUGGCAAGCUGCAGCUCCGAUCAUUCUGUUCAGAUAUAUAAUAUACAUCUACCAUCGUUACUAUCGUUCAUGUGAUCUAUCAUUGUGCUCUAUUAUUACGUUCUAUCAUAUGAUCUAUCUAUGAUCAAUUAUUGUUACUAGACAUGAGUUUCAAAACACAAAAAUU